AUGGCAGUCAGGGCUCCCUGGUUCGGAUGCUUGCUUCUCGUUUCCCUCUGGGGAAUGUCAGCUCCAGCCUUGCUUCUCAGGCGCCUGAGAGAACACAUUCAGAGAUUUCAGGAGAGCUCGAGCCUGAAUCCGGGCUUUGGUCUAGGCCAGGGUCUUGUGCCUGUCCCCAAACAAGGGUGGUUAGAGCAACCACUGGAUCCCUUCAACACCUCUGACAGACGAACCUUCCUGCAGCGGUACUGGGUGAAUGAUCAGCACAGAGCCAGCCAAGAUGCACCGGUAUUUCUGCACAUAGGGGGUGAGGGCAGCCUCGGGCCUGGCUCAGUGAUGGCAGGGCAUCCUGUAGCACUGGCCCCUGCCUGGGGGGCCCUGGUGAUAAGCCUGGAACACAGAUUCUAUGGUCUGAGUGUGCCUGCUGGGGGCCUGGAAAUGGCCCAGCUUCGCUACUUGUCCAGCCGCCAUGCGCUGGCUGACGUGGCGUCCGCCCGCCAGGCGCUCUCCCGCCUCCUCAACGUGUCCUCCUCCAGCCCCUGGAUCUGCUUCGGAGGCUCCUACGCUGGCUCGCUGGCGACUUGGACCCGGUUGAAGUUCCCCCACCUAGUCUUCGCCGCCGUCGCCUCCUCCGCACCGCUGAGCGCGGUGCUGGACUUCUACGCCUACAACGAGGUGGUGGCCAGAAGCUUGACGCAAGUGGCGAUAGGCGGUUCGUUGGAGUGCCUGGCGGCGGCCUCCGCAGCCUUCGCGGAGGUGGAGCGGCUGCUGCGCGCAGGUCCCGCAGCUCGGGCCGUGCUGAAGGAGGAGCUGAGCGCCUGCGGGUCCCUGGACCUGACUGAAGACCAGGGGGAGUUGCUGGGCGCGUUGCAGGCGCUGGUGGGAGGCACCGUGCAGUACGACGGGCAGGCCGGAGCGCCGCUAAGCGUGCGCCAGCUCUGCGGACUCCUCCUCGGGGUCUCCGGCAACCGCAGUCACUCCACGCCCUACCUCGGCCUUCGCCGGGCGGUGCAGAUAGUCUUGCGCAGCAUGGGCCAGAGGUGUUUAAGCUUUUCCCGGGCAGAGACAGUGGCACAGCUGAGAACCACCGAACCUCAAGUGUCUGGCGUUGGGGACCGGCAGUGGUUGUACCAGACUUGCACUGAGUUCGGCUUCUAUGUCACCUGUGAGGGUCCUCGGUGUCCCUUUUCCCAGCUGCCAGCACUGCCCUUCCAGCUAGAUCUAUGUGAACAAGUGUUUGGUCUCCCAGCUGCAUCUGUUGCCCAGGCUGUGGCCCAGACAAACUCCUAUUAUGGUGCCCAGACUCCCAGAGCCACCCAAGUGCUGUAUGUGAACGGGGACACGGAUCCCUGGCAUGUGCUGAGUGUAACACAGGACUUGGGACCCUCUGAGCCAGCCCUUCUAAUUCCUAGUGCCUCCCACUGCUUUGAUAUGGCACCUAUGAGGCCUUCAGACUCUCCCAGCCUCCGCCUGGGGCGCCAGAGAAUCUUCCAGCAGUUACAGGUCUGGCUUAAAGAUAUAAAGAAGAGCCAGAAUUGAUGUGGAUCUAAACCCAGCCCUUCACCAGUCCCAUCAUGGCAACUACAUCCUGGCGUUUUUCUUCACUGUACGAAGGAAAGCGACUGGUUUGGAAGGAGGAAGUCCCUAGACUUGGGAUUCAGGGCCUGUUCUGUGUGCUUGUUCCCCAGUCGUUCUCACAGACAAUGACAAGUUGUGCUUUGUCACAGAUCAGUGUAAAUGUAGGCCAGUGCUUACUGUCCCUGUAGACAUUGAUAUUCUGUAUGGUAAAUGUCAGGGAAAUAUGGCUCUCCAUGCUGGAGCCUUCUUCUCCAAGGUCAAAUCUAGCUUGAAUUCUGCCCUCUUGCUUCUAGACUGGGUACCUACUGCCCAUGACUCUCCACUUCCUUAACCCUGUCUCUCCUGAGUCUUAGUCUGCAGUGGUUAAUCAUUGUCAACUUAACUGAAUUCAAAAUCACCGUGGAAACAACUCUGGACUGUCUUUGAGGACCUUUCCAGCGAAGUUAUACUGAAAAGAAAAUCCACACCUGAAGUGGUGGUAACAUCCCACCCCUGAGGUCCCAAAUGAAUAAAAAGGGAAGCUGAGCCCCAGCA
This is a messenger RNA of Peromyscus californicus insignis, 2103 nucleotides long. It is a transcript of the gene Prss16, whose product is annotated as serine protease 16. The record is from RefSeq and is a predicted model, not a curated record. The transcript is spliced from 12 exons. The coding region runs from base 1 to 1530 and encodes 509 amino acids. Gene Ontology annotation, cellular component: lysosome; endosome. Lineage: Eukaryota; Metazoa; Chordata; Mammalia; Rodentia; Cricetidae. Gene Ontology annotation, biological process: proteolysis. Gene Ontology annotation, molecular function: dipeptidyl-peptidase activity; serine-type exopeptidase activity.